GUGCGAACAACCGCUUCUCGUGACAGUAGGACAGAUGCUUCUCACAGGCAAAUACUGCCUUCGUUGCAGGAAGUGUAGCGAAGCAGCAGUACAGCGCAUGUUCUGAGAACUCUCUGCAAGCAAAUGAUGAAUUCUCUGCAGUGAAACGCAGUCCAGGGAGUGGUCAUGGCGAGUGCUGAGAUCACAGUGUCCUCAAGAAACAUAGUGAUGGUGAAGGAAGAGGAGGAGGAAGGGGAGCACUGUGAGAGCCGCAAGACUCAGGUCAUCCUCCAUCUGCAGCCCAUCAUACAGGGGGCAAAUGAGGACAACGCUGACACUGGCUCUACUGUUCUAGCCAUAGAGACGCAUCAUGAAGACAAUCUUGCGGAGGGUGAGGAGGUUGAGUAUGGAUACCCCAUCACCUGUGGCGAAAGCAAAGCAGUCCUCCUGUUUAAGAAGUUUGUCUGCCCUGGCAUCAACAUCAGAUGUGUCAAGUUCAAUGACCAGCUGAUCAGCCCCAAGCAGUUUGUUCACAUGGCAGGGAAAGCCACUCUGAAGGACUGGAAGAGGGCCAUCCGACUGGGAGGGGUGAUGCUCAGGAAAAUGAUGGACUCAGGUCAGAUUGACUUCUACCAGCAUGACACAGUGUGCACCAACACCUGCCGCAGCACUAAGUUUGACGUGUUGAUCAACAGCACCCGCUUCCUUCCGGGCAGCGCCAUGCAGCACCCCCCUUCCCCUCUGCCAAUAGAUGGAGGCCAUGCUGCAGUGUCAGAUGACAGGCUAGAGGAGAAGGCCUACACUACAGUGGAGUGGAGCCCUGGGCCAGCUCCUCCCAUCACCAGCACAGCCAAUGGACAUGUCAAGAGGAAAAGGGGUGACAUCAUCCCUGAUGGCAGUCUAAGCUUUUGGAGAGGCAUAGCAGACGUUGGCCUGAUGGGGGAGGUGUUAUCCAGUUUCCGCACAGAACUGGUGGCCAUGUUGAGAGGAGUGGAGGUCCGCAGUGAGAAGGCCAUUUUGCAAGAAGCCGAUGCGGUUGUGCUGAACUCCCUUUCUGCGAUGUUUGGGCUGCUGGACUCAGUGAGGAGGGUUCUGGACCUGAGACGCAGUGAGACUGAUGACAACCAGCAGCAGGUCCACAAUGCUCUUAAUGUGCUGGAGGACCAGUUGGAGGACCAGAGGAAGCAGAGGCAGGAUGAGCCCCCACCCAGCCCUGGUCACCUCUACAUGGGCAGCUUCUCCAAGGCCACCCCCUCAAAGUGCCCGCGGCUGCAUCCCUCUAGCUCUUCCACCACCCAGCCUCAGAACCAGACCACACAAUCGUCUAUCGUCUUAUCUCCCAUUACCACAUCCCCAGUGGGUCAGCCUCUCAAUGUGGCCGGCUUGCCUGUGGCCACACUGGCCCAACUCCCCACUGGCUCCCAGCUCUUCACCCACUACACCACUGGCAACACCUCUGCAGGAAAGAGAGGCAGAGCCAGGUCUGUGGCUCUCCAUGCAGCCUCCAGGGUGACUGUGCUCAACACAACCACAGAGUCAUGGGUAGGGACCCCUCUACAGGCGCUUCAUCUAACCCAGAAGAAGGAGCAGGACUCUGGGGACAAGGAGAGCCAGAGACUGGGGGAGGAGAGGAUAGUACUUGUGCAGCAGGGGGUACUACUGGACACUCCAGGGAUUCAGACACACUUUGCUGGGAACAGUGGGGGCUCAAUCAGAGAUGGAGGAAAAGGGGGAGGAACAGGGGAGGGACAGGAGAGUGAAGGUACAGAAGGAAGGGUUGCAUAAUGUAGAGUAUAAUGUAGAGUCUUUGGCAGGAACAGGGCAUUAAAAGAAUGUAAAGCCAAGUGAGAGAAGAGAGAACCGUAAGGAAUACAGUUGAAAGAGAAUAGAGUGAGUGAGUGAGUCAGCGAGCGAGUGUGUGUGUGUGACAGUGUGUCUGUGUGGAAGAGAGCAAGAAGGUGAACUUCGCCAUGUCAUGUCAUGUGUAGCGCCACACAGAUUUUAGGCUAUAUGUGUUUUAGGCUAUAUGUGUUUUAGGCUACAUGUGUUUUAGGCUACAUGUGUUUUAGGCUAUACAGUGCCUUGCGAAAGUAUUCGGCCCCCUUGAACUUUGCGACCUUUUGCCACAUUUCAGGCUUCAAACAUAAAGAUAUAA
Molecule: messenger RNA, 2134 nt
Organism: Oncorhynchus mykiss (rainbow trout)
Lineage: Eukaryota; Metazoa; Chordata; Actinopteri; Salmoniformes; Salmonidae
Product: glucocorticoid modulatory element-binding protein 1
Biological process (GO): regulation of transcription by RNA polymerase II
Cellular component (GO): nucleus
Molecular function (GO): RNA polymerase II cis-regulatory region sequence-specific DNA binding
Source: RefSeq, a predicted model, not a curated record